This is a messenger RNA of Capra hircus (goat), 2901 nucleotides long. RefSeq names its product paired box 1 (gene PAX1). The record is from RefSeq and is a predicted model, not a curated record. Gene Ontology annotation, molecular function: DNA-binding transcription factor activity, RNA polymerase II-specific; RNA polymerase II cis-regulatory region sequence-specific DNA binding. The transcript has 5 exons. NCBI's taxonomy places the organism in Eukaryota, Metazoa, Chordata, Mammalia, Artiodactyla, Bovidae. The coding region runs from base 1 to 1362 and encodes 453 amino acids. Gene Ontology annotation, biological process: anatomical structure development; regulation of transcription by RNA polymerase II.
AUGAAGUUCACCCUAGGCCUGGGGUCGCGGGCGUGGAGAGUGUCCUGGGAGCGGGCGGCGGCGGCGGCAGCGGGCCCGGGGGCGGGCGGCGGCGCGCUCGGCGGCGGCGCACGGCGCUCUUCCAGUCCGCGGCCCGGCCGCCGCGGCUCUCGGCUCGCGCGCGCCCUCCCUCUAUGCCUCUCCCGCGGCGGCGGCGCCCCAGCUCUCCCGGACCGCGCCGGGCCCACCCCCGGCCGCCUCGGCGCCAGGCAGCCGGCCGGCCCGCGCGCCAUGGAGCAGACCUACGGCGAGGUGAACCAGCUGGGCGGUGUGUUCGUCAACGGCCGGCCCCUGCCCAACGCCAUCCGCCUGCGCAUCGUGGAGCUGGCGCAGCUGGGCAUCCGACCCUGUGACAUCAGCCGGCAGCUUCGCGUGUCCCACGGCUGCGUGAGCAAGAUCCUGGCGCGCUACAAUGAGACGGGCUCCAUCCUGCCCGGCGCCAUCGGGGGCAGCAAACCCCGAGUCACCACCCCCAACGUGGUCAAGCAUAUCCGGGACUACAAGCAGGGUGACCCCGGCAUCUUCGCCUGGGAGAUCCGCGACCGGCUGCUGGCCGACGGCGUUUGCGACAAGUACAACGUGCCCUCGGUGAGCUCCAUCAGCCGUAUUCUGCGCAAUAAGAUUGGCAGCCUGGCACAGCCCGGGCCCUACGAGGCGAGCAAGCAGCCGCCGCCUCAGCCGGCGCUCCCCUACAAUCACAUUUACCAAUACCCCUACCCCAGCCCCGUGUCGUCCACGGGCGCCAAGAUGGGCAGCCACCACGGGGUCCCUGGCACAGCGGGCCACGUCAGCAUCCCCCGUUCAUGGCCCUCGGCUCACUCGGUCAGCAACAUCCUGGGCAUCCGGACGUUUAUGGAGCAAACAGGGGCCCUGGCGGGGAGCGAAGGCGCCGCCUACUCCCCGAAGAUGGAAGACUGGGCGGGAGUGAACCGCGCGGCCUUUCCCGCCAGCCCCGCUGUGAAUGGGCUCGAGAAACCUGCCUUAGACACGGACAUUAAAUACACGCAGUCGGCCUCCGGCCUCUCCGCGGUGGGCGGCUUCCUCCCGGCUUGCGCCUACCCGGCCUCCAACCAGCACGGCGUGUACAGCUCGCCGGCCGGCGGCUACCUCGCCCCGGGCCCGCCGUGGCCGCCGGCGCAGGGUCCCCCGCUGGCGCCCCCGGGCGCCAGCGUCACCGUGCACGGCGGGGAGCUCGCGGCAGCCGUGACCUUCAAGCAUCCCAACCGAGAAGUGGCCGACCGGAAGCCGCCCAGCCCCGGCGGCAAGGCCCCAGACGGCCUCGGGAGCUUACACGGACUACCCAUCCCGGCCUCGACCUCCUAGGGCCGCGCCUCCGCGAGCCGAGCCCGAGCCCGAGCCCGGAGGCAGCGGCGGAGAGCGCACCCGAGGAUUCGCCGCCGCCGAGGUGCCCAUCAGCCUGGCCUCGCUCUGCCCCGCGCCCGGAGGCCGCGCGUUCUCCAUUCUCCGGGGUUUUCGGCUUCUCUGAACUUUGGCUUUGGACUGUUACAUCCUCGUCUGACUUUUCGUCCUACGUGGCCUCCCUCGCCUGCCGGCCUCCAGCGCCUUUUCCGACUUCGUCCUGGGCCGAUCGCACCCUGCCUCCGUCCCCCUCGUGCCUGCUCUCCCACGCCUCCUUGCUCUCUCCGUCUUCUAUCUCCUUCCUAUCGACCCUCCUUUCUUCCCUCACCUUCGCCCUCUUUAUGUUCCUCUGUCUCUAGCCUCCUUUCCCCUCUGCGUCUUCCCCGUCUACGUGGUCCCUGUUUCCUGUGUCCGGCCCCAUCGGCCACCUCCUCUCCUGGGCCUUUAGUCACUACUCCGCCUCUCUUCGUUGGCCCUGCUCCCCCCAGCCCUAUCACUUUGCCAAGAGCCCCCCUCCCCCUCGACAGGUGAACAGGACAGAUCCUCUGGUCUUUAGCCCCCACCUCUCAGGGGCCCCCAUGCCUACUCUAAGCGGGGGCUCGAACCUGGGAAUUGGAGAAGCCGCAGCAUUUAUUUCACAUUUUAUCACAAUGAACCCAAGCAAAGCCUCGGUGAACCGUCCCUUCUCCUCCCUCCUCCAAGGACAUUAUCUGGAAGUAUUCUUGUCUGGAUAUCUUCUCAGUGCCUAAGGACUGGGUUUCUCUUUGCUUCCUUUGAGGUGAUGUCACCCCAAAUAAGGUUGAGGGCAGGGGGGCACCUGCGGCCACUUGUGUUUUCUGUGGUUAGAAAACCAUUCCUACCCUGGAAGUGUCCCCUCCUACUCCUCCACACCCAACAGGAGGGAGUCCAGCAUAUGGUAGACAUGUCUGCACUGUUUUUGUUUUUUUCUGUAUUCAGGAGUCAGCCCAUUUGUUAAUUUAAACCACAAACUGCUUCUGGGUACAAAGGUGCAAUCUGACUUCUGGUUUGCAAAGGGAUGGGGUUGGAAAAACCCAGAAAGUGUCUUCUAGAGCAGAACACAAGCUCUGUUCACUGCUUCCAAGUUCAGGCACUCUGGCGGUAGGACCCUGGACACAAAAUUGCAAUCUUUGUGGUCAGAAAAAUGUCACUGGUGAGAGUCUGACAUCACCUGUUAACCAUGGCUACCUUUAAAUAAAGGAAGGCAUCUAAAAGUCUGCUUUGUAAGGGCAAGCCAGUCUGUGUCCAGCCUGGAGUAUUGUGUAGGUAUGUCUCACUGACUUAGCCUCUGGGUUACCAGCAUCAACACUAUUAAGAGGGAAUUGUUUUUACUGGUUUAUUCCUUAGCGCUUGCCACCCAGAUUGAGGUAGAAGAGAAAGGAAGGGGAGACGACCAUUUUCAGGGAUGGUCCCUGAAAACUCAAGGUAGCAAGGCAGAAUGCAGGAACCAUCCUAAAAUGAAGUUAAUUCUUAGAGGGAAAAAAA